AACAACAUCUACAAUGGCCAGAUCCAUCACCAAAAAGAACAAGUGCUCCAGAGGACAUCAAAGCCCAAUCUCCAAAAAGAAAUCACAUUCCAGCACUGAUUUUGGCCAUAGAAAUUAUUCACUCUACGUUAACAGGGUCCUAAAGGAAGUGGUUCCCCAGAGGGGCAUAUCAUCUCGCACCUUGGACAUCAUGAACACCCUGAUCAACGACAUCUUUGAGCGCAUUUCUAUGGAAGCCUGCAGCCUGAUGUGUUUCAGAAAACGCUGUACCCUCACCCCUGAAGAUAUCCAGAAGGCAGUGUACCUGCUGUUGCCUGGGACACUAGCUAAGUAUGCAGUGGCUUUUGGAAGUGAAGCUGUCCAAAGAUAUGUCCACUCCUAAACUCCGUGUACCAGCGUAAUUAAAUCUUGGGGAAAGUAAAUCAAACUUACUACCCAAACGAUCACUUC
Molecule: messenger RNA, 450 nt
Organism: Odobenus rosmarus divergens (Pacific walrus)
Lineage: Eukaryota; Metazoa; Chordata; Mammalia; Carnivora; Odobenidae
Product: histone H2B subacrosomal variant-like
Exons: 1
Coding region: 14-382 (122 amino acids)
Biological process (GO): nucleosome assembly
Cellular component (GO): nucleosome
Molecular function (GO): protein heterodimerization activity; structural constituent of chromatin; DNA binding
Source: RefSeq, a predicted model, not a curated record